Messenger RNA from Macrosiphum euphorbiae (potato aphid), 297 nucleotides. NCBI's taxonomy places the organism in Eukaryota, Metazoa, Arthropoda, Insecta, Hemiptera, Aphididae. The record is from the annotation of a GenBank genome assembly.
AUGGCAUCACGUGGACCACAAGAAAUUGGAUCAUGCUUGUUACAUUUCAUAAAAAACUAUGUACAUACAGAACAACUUAUUAUGUUUAGUGAUCAAUGCGGAGGACAAAACCGGAAUAUAAAAAUGGCCUUAAUUUGCAAUUUUGUAGUUGGCUCAAAUGACUAUUUACCCACUGAAAUACAUCAUAAGUUUCUAGUUUCAGGACACUCUUACUUAGCCUGUGAUAGGGAUUUUGGAGUGAUUGAAAAAGAAAAAAGGUAUCACUCUGAAAUAUUUAUGUACCAAAUGACUGGAUAA